Vigna angularis (adzuki bean) is the source of this 2406-nucleotide messenger RNA. Its product is annotated as IQ domain-containing protein IQM1. The record is from RefSeq and is a predicted model, not a curated record. Lineage: Eukaryota; Viridiplantae; Streptophyta; Magnoliopsida; Fabales; Fabaceae. Bases 625 to 2124 code for a protein of 499 amino acids. The transcript is spliced from 8 exons. Gene Ontology annotation, molecular function: protein binding.
CAGUCAUGGUAAUAAAAAUUCCAAAAGGGUCACAAUUUUCUGCAAUCUCUGCCCUUUACGUAUUUGAAAGCGCCUUCUAUGACAAUUUUCCUCCCUUUUCCUGACUUCAACACUCCUGCUUAUAUAAGAGAGAACGGAAGUGCGCAUUUCUAUCACUAACCCCAAGAAAACCCAACUCCUAUCCAUAUAUCUAUCCUUGCAAAAAGGAACCACACCUCGUGUACUUUAAGGUGAUUGAUUGUUCAGUUUUCAGUUGGAAAUAUGCCUUUGGCAUGUCUCAUUGAAAACUAUCAUAUGUUUCCAAGGUUCUGUUGUAUCAUAAUGUAGUUUAUUUAUCUAUGGUUCAGAGGUAGGAAUUGGUUUGAAUUAUUUUGAAUCAAUGAUUGACUUGGUCUACUUGGAUUUUCCUUUCUUUGGGUAGUGGUAGCGUUGCUCUUGGGGUAGGGAGUGUUAAAGAUUAUGACUUUAUGAAAAUGGCAUGUUCAUGAAUUUGAUGCAUUAAAUGGGUCACUAAGGAAAGGUCGUCUUCUCCUUAAAUAUUCACCAGUGCUUGUGAAACUCUAACCAACCCAGUGCUUGUUAAAUAUUCAGCACUACUUAUUUGCCAGCUUCAAGGUUGUGCAAAUGGUGACAACUGUAAGGCCUUUGGACUAUGAGUCAAAGGAGGCCGAGACCACCUUCAGAACAAUGAGCUUCAACAAGUGCAGAAACCUUGAUGACUUGUAUAAGCCUGAUGAGUUGGAUGAGGUUAUUACUGAGAAUACAAGCUCAAAGAGAAAGAAGGCGGGGAAUCUUAAGCUGCAAACCACAUUCUCCUUCAAAUAUCUACUUUCUGAUAAUUCUCAUUCAAACGAGGAAGUUGAUGGCUUGUUGUUCAAUAAACAUGGCCCCCCAUUUGUUUUUCCAGAAUCAGAAAUUUUGUUUUCAUCAAAGCCCGUUGGGGAGCUUGAUGUUGCUGCAAUCAAGCUGCAGAAGGUUUACAAGGGCUACAGAACCAGAAGAAAUCUUGCAGAUUGUGCAGUUGUCUGUGAGGAGCUAUGGUGGAGAGCCUUGGAUUUUGCUGCUCUUAGCAGGUGUUCCCCAUCAAAAUAUGACUCUGGUAAAUCAGAAUCAGCUAGUUCAAAAUGGGCAAGAGCUAGGAUCAUGGCUGCUAAGGUGGGAAAAGGUUUGUGCAAAGAUGACAAUGCGCAGAAAUUAGCUCUAAGACACUGGCUUGAAGCUAUUGAUCCACGUCACCGUUAUGGACACAAUCUGCACUUAUACUAUGAUGUUUGGUUUCAUAGCCAGAGUACACAACCUUUUUUCUACUGGUUGGACGUUGGAGAUGGGAAAGAAGUAAAUCACGAGGAGUGCCUAAGAAGUGAAUUGAAUAAGCAAUGCAUAAAGUAUCUUGGACCCAAAGAGAGGGAAGCCUAUGAAGUGGUUAUUGAGAGAGGAAGGCUUGUUUAUAAAAGAAGCCAGAACCUUGUUCACACUGAGGAGGGAUCUAAGUGGAUUUUUGUUCUCAGCUCUUCAAGAGUUUUGUAUGUUGGUGAGAAAAAGAAAGGUCAAUUUCAGCACUCAAGUUUUUUGGCUGGAGGUGCUACUAUUGCUUCUGGAAGAUUGGUUGCCCAACAUGGAGUUAUUGAUGCUAUAUGGCCCUACAGUGGUCAUUACCGUCCUACAAUGAAGAACUUUAUGGAAUUCAUUGGGUUCUUGAUGGAACAUGAUGUGGACUUGACCAAUGUAAAGAAGUAUGCAAUUGAUGAUGACAUUCCACCUUCAAAACCUGCUGAUGAGGAGCUACAGUUUGAAUCCAAAAUGGCUAGUUCAAGUGGCUUUACCAUUGCCAAAAGUAGCAGUGAAGAGAAUAUAGGUCAAUCUGGCAGCACCAAUAUGCAAACUUCAACAGUUAAAGAGAGGAAACCAUUGUCAAGAAAAUGGACAACUGGAGCUGGUCCUAGAAUUGGAUGUGUGAGAGAGUACCCUGCAAAACUCCAAGUUAAGGCACUUGAACAGCUGAAUAUAUCACCUAGAGUCAACCAUGGAAAAGUAGCAGCCAAAGCACCCAUUCCCUCACCAAGACCUAGUCCAAAAAUCCACCUAUCUCCAAGACUUGUGCACAUGUCAAUUCCUAGUCCAUGAAUAGUUUGCAGAAAUCACAUACCUCUUUUGGAUUCAAUGUUUAGAAUCUAGGUUAUAGAUCACACACACCAGACAGCAGCAUCUAACCCAUGAUUUAUUUUUUCAUUUAGUUUUUUGUUUUUUUUUUUUUUUCUGUUUUGGCCAUAUCUUUUGGUCAUUCAGCUUAAGGAGAAUCAAUUUUUUACUCCUCAUUUCUUUUACCCAAUUGUAUUUUAGGAGUUGGGUCAAUCUUGCCUUAUUGUAAGUCAAAUACCAUUUUUCAAAAAGAGUUUCUUUACACUU